Molecule: messenger RNA, 2248 nt
Organism: Salarias fasciatus (jewelled blenny)
Lineage: Eukaryota; Metazoa; Chordata; Actinopteri; Blenniiformes; Blenniidae
Gene: nufip1
Product: nuclear FMR1 interacting protein 1
Exons: 10
Coding region: 218-1852 (544 amino acids)
Biological process (GO): box C/D snoRNP assembly
Cellular component (GO): nucleus
Molecular function (GO): RNA binding
Source: RefSeq, a predicted model, not a curated record
GAUUGCAGUCCAUUGUUCUAGUUAUAACUUAAAAAAAAUAAUGUGGGUAAUGUAAACAAAUUUUGACUGCGUCCUGACGUCACUUCUCCUAUAGCGGAAGUGACGUCGGUUGAAUGGAAGCAAAACACGCACAUGUGAGACCUGCGUGGAGAUUUGAGUCCGAGCUGAAGCGACUUUCCUGUGGCCCUGAGGGGAAUCUGUUUUUCUGCACGGCACCAUGACCGAACCGGGUCGGUAUCCUCCGCCGGACUUCAGCUGUCCCCCUCCGGCCUCCGUCCAGCAGCAGCAGCAGCAGCAGCAGCCUCCCCGCUGCGGCAGCUUCCACCCCAGCAUGUGGAGCUGGGCUGAGACCCCCUCCGAGGCCACCUGGGGCUUCAAUCCGGGCUGGUAUCAGGGGGCAGCGGCUGGUUCUGCUGGAUCUGGAAAUCAACAUUAUUCAUUCGGUCAAAACUUUGGCCACCAGCGUCACCACGGUGGAAAUCCAUAUGGAAGACACAACAACGGGCCCUUCCAUCAUGGAAAAAAGCAGAAAAACACAAAAGAGCCAGAAUACUCCCACUACUGCGACACGUGUGAUCGAGGUUUCAAACACCAGGACAAGUACAAUGAACACAUCUCCCAGCAUGUUAAGUGUUCAGUGCCAGACUGCAGCUUCACGGCUCAUGAGAAAAUAGUCAGCAUACACUGGAAAAACAAUCACGCGCCGGGAGCUAAAAGGAUCAAGCUGGACACGCCGGAGGAGAUUGCUAAGUGGAGAGAGGAGAGGCGCAAAAACUAUCCAACUCUUGAGAAUAUUGAGAGAAAGAGGAAGGUCAUGGAGAUGCGUCAGGAGACAGGAGGCAUCCUCGAAACUGCUCAGUUUGGGCGGAUGAGAGGCAGAGGAAGAGGUCGAGGCCGGGGUCGAGGUCACUGGCGGGGUCACGGAGGACGACACCCACAUGCCCCUCAUCACCAGUCAGACAGGAGAUCCGCAGACACGCCGAGACCCCCCCCACAGCCCAGCAGAGACGGGGACCCACUGGGAGCUCUGGCCCACAAUGACUGCGAUUCUGACCCGGACGAUCGGGCUGCCGAUUCCAAGACCAACAGUCUGGUUGUGGCUCCGAAACAGAUGAGCUCAGCUCUGGGCUCCCUGAUGGCCAGCUACGGUUCCGUGAGCGAGAGCGAGAGUGACCAGGAACCAGAAGCUGCCCCCAUCCAAAGAGUGGAGUUGGUGCAGGAAAGCCAGGCUCUUCAAAGCAGAAUACCGCCAGGCACUCAGGACAGGGAGGGCUUUAGGGGGUCUGGAUCCAGUUCAGAUCAUCCAGGAACACCGGGCAAGGCUGGCUCUCACAACCAGACCAGCAGAAGGGGCAGAGGGGGAAGGAGAGGAAGACAUCAAGACACACCGCAGAGACGUCGUCCCACUUUACUCGAGAUGUUGCUGGCACCUGACAUCCGCCACGAGAGGAACGUUCUCCUGCAGUGUGUCCGCUACGUCGUUCGAAACCGCUUCUUUGGGCUGGAGAUCGAACCCCAGAACCAGGACAAGAUCAAAAACAGAGGUUCAGCAGUCAGAGAGCAUGACGACAAGCAGGAAGAGACACCUGGGACAUCCAGGACUGUUCCUCAGCACACUGCGCUGAUGAGCGGAGAGGGGCGAUCAGCUCAGAGCAGCACAGGCGCGAUCGCAGCUGAUGUAGUUGGUCAGAUUCAGCAAGUCAUGAGUGAUUCUGUGAAAACAAGUCAAGAUGUUGAAGGAGAAAUCAACAAAAAGACUGAGGAAACCACAGAAACAGACUCUAACAUGAUCACCCCUACUUUCAAUAUGCAUGAGGAUGAAAUCUGGGAGAGUUCUGCUGAUAUUUUCUGAAUGAUUCCAUUCAGUUGUUUUUUUUUUCACUGUAAAAUCUAACUUUGAACAUAUGUUAACAUUUCUGCUGAUUAUUAUUUUCUUAUAAGUAAAAGAGUCCAGCAGAAAAGUAGAAACAAAUCUAUAUAUUAACAUUUUUCCAUAUUUGUACACAUUUGUACAUAUUUGACGAUUUAUAAAUUUGUUUUCAGCUGAAAGUGUUGACGGUGUGAAUUUGUACAAUUUUGUAGUGACAAGGCGUAAAGGAGUAAAUGUGUUGGAUUGAUUUGUGUAUGGGAGUGUCAAAUUGCGUUCAUCCACAGGAGGUGUUAAAAUUAAAAACUUAGAAAAUGGGAUGUUUAAAGUCACAAAUUGUGUGAAAAAGGUUUUUUUUAAUUCAAAUUUUAUUAUUGCCAA